UGUGAAGAUUGUUUUGGGAUUGAACUCCGUUGUUCCUCUUGCAUGGUGAUGGCACACAAGGAUCACCCACUACACCAGUUGCAGAAAUGGAACGGUGAAUAUUUCGAAUUUGCAAGCCUGAAGAGCCUUGGUCUCCAGAUUCAGCUCGGUCAUGCACUAGGCCAUACCUGUCCCAAUCCCCAUUGCGCGUUCAAUGACGACUUUGUCAUUAUAGAUUCUCAUGGCGUGCACAAGGUAUUGUUGGAUUUUUGUGACUGCACUUUGGCAACAGCCCACAUACAACAACUGCUUCGCAUGUUACUGUUCCCUUCAACUACUGCAGACCCCAAAAUGGCUGCUACAUUUCGUCUUCUAGAAGAAUUCCACCUCUUGUCUUUGGAGUCAAAAGUGUCUGCCUAUGAGUUUUAUUAUGCCCUAAUGCGGAGGUCUGAUAACACAGGGAUCAAUCCUAUCAAAGAUCGAUAUGACUCAUUCAUGAGAAUAGUACACGAAUGGUGUCAUCUCAAAAUGCUCAAGCAAUCUGGGAGAGUGCACAAUCCCAAUGGCAUUGAUGUGAUGGCAGAGGGUGCAUGCGCUGUUAUAUGUCCAGCCUGCCCACAGCCUGGGAAGAACUUACUGUCCAACUGGAGAGAGGCCCCCCCUGACAAAAGCUGGUUGUAUGGCCUAUUUGUGGCCAUCAAUGCGAACUUCCAGCUGAAAUGGAGAGUCAUGUCAAAAGAUAGUGUGGACCCUAGCCUUAGUAAUGGCUGGGGAUACUUCGUUGAGGAAAGUGCAUACAAGGCCUUCCUGAACGAUGAAUCCAAUGUUAGCCAAGAGAAGUCUGCUUGUUGGAGCCACAAUGCAGUAAACAUGGCAGAUACUAAAUCAAAUUGUGGCCUGGCAGCUACAGGGCUCGGUACCAUUGACUGCACCCACCACAAUAUGAAGUUACCAACGGCAGUCAGGGACCUCCAGAAAGGAGAAAAGUACAUAAAUAUGGAUUAUUUGUUUUUCUUGGCCCUUCGGCAUAUGACUGUCGAUAUUCUCAAUAUCUUGUAUGAUAUUGCUUGUCAGUGGAAUAAGAAUCUAUGGCACCGCUGUGGGGAACAUCCCCACUGUAGGCCCGUAUCCCGUAUAAUUCCCAUGCCUUCCCACCAUUUUCCCAUGCGUUCCGCUACCAUCCUGCUACCCACCCGCAUCUUCCCCGAGCUGUCUGCUACACGGAACCCAGUGGAACCCAGCGGAACAAUUGCGUACCACACGCAUCAUAUCCUUUUAGCCUUCGGAAUGUCCUCCUCCGUCCUGUCCUUGUUCUUCCAUCCUCGCUGGUGA
Molecule: messenger RNA, 1311 nt
Organism: Suillus paluster
Lineage: Eukaryota; Fungi; Basidiomycota; Agaricomycetes; Boletales; Suillaceae
Exons: 5
Source: RefSeq, a predicted model, not a curated record